AUGUCAACCGGAGUUGGAAGCCACGACUCGGGCCCAGCCCCUUCAGUCGUUAGUGACAGCGGGGGCAUCGCGGCGCCGUACGGGAGGGCAUGUACCAACUGCUCCCGGGCCAAGUGUAAAUGCAUCCUCCGCCCCGUCGGCGGCCCCUGCGAGCGUUGCCACCGCCUCAGCAAGCUAUGCCAGCCGAGCAACCCCGUCCGCAGGCGCUCCAGGAAGCCGCGGUCCAGCAGGACCGCGCAGCUGGAGGAGAAGCUCGACGGGCUCGUGACGAUGCUGCGACAAUCGGGCCGGUCAGACCUCUCCAACGGAUUCGGUCCCGGGCCUGUUACCGCCAGACCCACCGCCGCCAUUCCUCCGUCUGCGACCGCUGCCAGGACGCCGUCCUCCGAGUUGGGAGACGCGCGCAGUGGGUUCGGGUCGGUGGCCUCGGCGGACGAUGCGCGGACGCGUCAGACCCCAUUCCUGACACCGACGACGCAUACGGACAACAGCCCCGAGGGGACUGGGACCGGGUACGAGUUCGGGGAUGGACUCGACCUGCCGUCGCCGGCCGAGGCGGAGACCAUGUUCGAGGGGUUCCGCGACCGGAACAUGAAGGCCUUCCCCUUCAUGUGCUUCGGGGAAGCGACGACGCAGCGGGCGUUGCGGGCGGAGCGGCCGUUCCUAUGGCUCUGCGUCAUGACGGUGGCCUCUCGGGUAACGAGCCAGCAGUUGGCGCUAGGGCAGCGGGUGCGGCAGGUCGUGAGCCAGAAGGUCAUCUUUGAGAACGAGAGGAGCAUGGACUACCUCCUCGGGAUCUUGGUUAUCUUGGGAUGGGCGAACCACCAGCUCGGGACCAAGCCUUUCAAGUGCAUGUUCAGCCAGGUCGCUAUCGGCCUCGUGUUCGACCUAGAACUGGCCCGCGACCCGUUGGACGCCCUAAAUCCAUUCAUAUGCUUCAAGGCCGCCCAGGAGAGGGCCGACAGGGACGAGACCUCCGUCGCCCAGACCUUCUUCGUCAAGUCGCAAACACCGCGUACAAUGGAGCAGCGGAGAGCGGUUGUUGCCUGCUAUCUUGUAACGGCGUCCGUCGCUGGUUUUCUGGGCAAAAUGGUUCCCCUGCGCUGGACGCCGUACAUGGACGAGUGCCUCGAGAUGCUAGACGACAAGCCCGAGAGCCCCUUGGACCGCAGCCUCGUCGCGAUAGUCAAGAUGCAGCUGCUCAAGGGUGAAUCCAGCAAGCUGUCAUCCCGGUUCGACAAAUUAUCGCGGGAGGGUGCUAACAGCUCGAAGCCGGCGGCGUCCAUGUACGUCAAGAUGCUGCAGGCGCAGCUGCAGCGCAUCAUCCAGGACCUACCUGCAGACUUGCGAAGCACGGACGCCAUCAUCUCCCAGCUCCACUGCACGGAGCUCUCCAUCCAGGAGGUCGCCAUCGCCUCCCAUAAGGGUGCUUUGUCGCCUACGAACCUCCCGGACGUCGCCCGCCUCGACAUACUGUACGCGUGCCUGCACGCCAUCAAGGCCUGGUUCGACCACUUUUUCACGCUGCACCCGACCUCGUACUUCUACAUGGGCUUCAUUACUUUCGAGCAGCUGUCCCACUGCGUCGUCGCGCUCUACCACCUCUCGGUCCUCGAGGACCCCGUCUGGGACCGUGCGAGCGUGCGGACGACGAUCGACCUCAUCGCGACGCUCGACGAGAUCGGCAACCGCUUCUUGCUUGUCCGCGACGGCGCCGGGCUCUGCGACGACACGGGCGAGGGCACCUCGUUCGACAGGGCCAUCAAGACCAUCCGGGGGCUCAAGAACACCUGGGAGGCGGCGUUGGCGCCCUUUCCCAAGACGGAUUCCUUGACGUCAACGGCGACAGCGGGCGCGGGCGUCGACGGCGGGCCGGCUGGGCUGGGAGCCGGAGGGAUGACGGAGGCCGGGGUCGGAGAGGCGGAUCUCGUGCAGUUCGGGUUCGAUAUGAUGGAUAACCGGCUGUUUAACGACAUCUUCAUCCCGUUUGACUUUUGA
This is a messenger RNA of Colletotrichum graminicola M1.001, 1998 nucleotides long. RefSeq lists its product as uncharacterized. Gene Ontology annotation, biological process: regulation of DNA-templated transcription. NCBI's taxonomy places the organism in Eukaryota, Fungi, Ascomycota, Sordariomycetes, Glomerellales, Glomerellaceae. Gene Ontology annotation, molecular function: zinc ion binding; transcription cis-regulatory region binding; DNA-binding transcription factor activity, RNA polymerase II-specific. Gene Ontology annotation, cellular component: nucleus. The coding region runs from base 1 to 1998 and encodes 665 amino acids. The transcript is spliced from 4 exons. The record is from RefSeq and is a predicted model, not a curated record.